This is a messenger RNA of Cataglyphis hispanica, 633 nucleotides long. RefSeq names its product ejaculatory bulb-specific protein 3-like. NCBI's taxonomy places the organism in Eukaryota, Metazoa, Arthropoda, Insecta, Hymenoptera, Formicidae. Bases 166 to 534 code for a protein of 122 amino acids. The transcript is spliced from 2 exons. The record is from RefSeq and is a predicted model, not a curated record.
UUAAUUAAAUCAUAUUUCUUUCUUCCAGUUAUAUUUUGCAGUUUGACAUUUUUUUUGACUGACAUCUAUAGCACAACUGAUAUCUAUAAAAGAGUACGAUCCUCAUCGACCACUUAGUACUCUCUAUUACAACUUACUGUAAAAGUGAAAACUAAUCUAACUAAAAUGGCUCGACUAAUCUGCAUAGUUGCGAUCAUUGGUUUUGCUCUGAUAUGUGCUUUUGCGGAGGAAGAUAAAUAUGACGAUAAGUAUGACAACAUUGAUAUAAUAGAAAUAUUGCUCAACGAUAAACGGCGAAGUGAAUAUUACAACUGCUUUAUGGAAACUGGACCAUGCGUGACAGAAGAAGAGAAAUAUUUCAAUUCACAUAUCAGCGAGGCUAUUCAAACUCAAUGCAGCAAAUGUACUGAAAAACAAAAAUUCAUGUUGGAAGUAGUAAUGAAUUGGUAUAAGAAGAAUCAGCCUGAAAAAUGGAAUCAACUUUUCGAGAAGACUGCAGAAGAUAUAAAAAAUGCUUUAAAAAAUAAUGGCUAAUAACACCAAUAAAAUACUAAAUAAAUGCUUACGAUACCGAUGUUAAAAAAUAAUUACUUGUUAAUUAUUUAUAUGCAAUAAAUACAAUUAUUAUUUACA